This is a messenger RNA of Onychomys torridus (southern grasshopper mouse), 3001 nucleotides long. RefSeq names its product ciliogenesis associated kinase 1 (gene Cilk1). The transcript is spliced from 14 exons. Gene Ontology annotation, biological process: intraciliary transport; protein phosphorylation; intracellular signal transduction. NCBI's taxonomy places the organism in Eukaryota, Metazoa, Chordata, Mammalia, Rodentia, Cricetidae. Gene Ontology annotation, molecular function: ATP binding; protein serine/threonine kinase activity. Bases 949 to 2844 code for a protein of 631 amino acids. Gene Ontology annotation, cellular component: cytoplasm; nucleus; cilium. The record is from RefSeq and is a predicted model, not a curated record.
GCAGCCGCCCGGUGCAGGCGAGGGUGAUGGGCCUACUGUGUGCAGCCCUCCGCUUGGCCAGGCUGCCUCGUUCAACCCGCUUGUCUGGUUCUGAGGACACCCAGGCAGGAGGAAGCAGACGUUAGCUCAAAAUGUUUGGACCUGAGUUUGGGGUAGUGCCCCUGAGUCGAUCCUAAUUGGACGCUCGGGAACAGUAGGUUAGGCGCCCUGGGCACUGGGUGCCUUGUCAGAAUGGGAAGAGUAAUAACCCAACAGUCAUUGCACCCCACAGACUCUGGACCGAGGAAAACAUACGCUCAUGUGUGCGGCCGGAGAGUGGUAACAGCCAACGCAAGGCACGUCGAACUACAGAUCCCACAAUACAACGGGGAGAGAACGUGUUUCUCCUAGACCUGAAACUCGACUCCUGAAGGGGACGACGUAACGAGGCACGCUGGGAUUUGUAGUCGGCUGGUCCACAUUGAGCCGGAACUUAACACCCACCCACCCCCAACCCUGUGCCACUUCUUAAAGCCCAAACAUCCGAUUCCACGUCAAUAGAAGGCACUCGGAUUGCACGUUUUAGAACUUUUUCACCUCCAGGCAUAUGCUAGCAAAACUUAACGGGCUUCAUAGCCUUUGACAGACAUUUAGACAACAUUUAUUGAGUUUCUGUAAGUGUCAGGACCUAACCACCAGGACUCUACAUUCACCCGACUUCACAGAAUUUAAAUUUUUAUUGUGCUACUUUAUUCUGGAGCUCAUAAAUGAACCACGUCUUCGGCAAAGAAAUGGAGGCAGAAGACUGACCUUUGAAAAUAUGUAUUUGGGAGAUAAUCACGUUCUAUUGAAUACCUUGUGCUGGUGCUGCCAUCGAAAAAUCUGGUUACAGUCUGGGGAGGCCUGCUGCUGCUGCAGGACUGAACCACCUCGGCCCUGAGAUGAGUGUCCCAACAGAGCAGGCGCACCAUGAAUAGAUACACAACAAUCAAGCAGCUUGGGGAUGGGACCUACGGUUCUGUCCUGCUGGGAAGAAGCAUUGAGUCUGGAGAACUGAUCGCCAUUAAAAAAAUGAAAAGGAAGUUUUACUCCUGGGAAGAAUGCAUGAACCUUCGGGAGGUUAAGUCUUUGAAGAAGCUCAAUCAUGCCAAUAUAGUAAAGUUGAAAGAAGUCAUCAGGGAAAACGAUCAUCUCUAUUUUAUCUUUGAGUACAUGAAGGAAAACCUUUACCAGCUCAUUAAAGAAAGAAAUAAGUUGUUUCCAGAGUCUGCUAUAAGGAACAUAAUGUAUCAGAUAUUGCAAGGACUGGCAUUCAUUCAUAAACACGGCUUCUUCCACCGCGACUUAAAGCCCGAGAACCUCCUCUGCAUGGGACCAGAACUUGUGAAAAUUGCAGACUUUGGAUUGGCCCGAGAAAUCCGAUCAAGACCUCCAUACACAGACUAUGUGUCUACUAGAUGGUAUAGGGCUCCAGAAGUACUCCUGAGAUCUACCAACUACAGCUCCCCCAUUGAUGUCUGGGCAGUUGGCUGCAUCAUGGCAGAGGUGUACACCCUCCGGCCUCUUUUCCCUGGGGCCAGUGAAAUUGACACGAUUUUCAAAAUUUGCCAAGUGUUGGGAACACCAAAGAAGACUGACUGGCCCGAAGGCUACCAGCUGUCAAGUGCCAUGAAUUUCCUCUGGCCCCAAUGUAUACCCAGUAACUUAAAGACGCUAAUUCCAAAUGCUAGCAGUGAAGCCAUUCAGCUCCUGAGAGACAUGCUCCAGUGGGAUCCCAAGAAACGACCGACCGCUAGUCAGGCCCUUCGAUAUCCUUACUUCCAGAUUGGACACCCACUGGGCAGCGUCACACAGGAUUCAGGAAAACCUCAGAAAGAUGUCCAAGACAAGACAGCCCCACCUCCUUACAUCAAGCCGGCCCCUCCUGCCCAGCCCCCAACCAAGGCACAUACACUGAUUUCUUCUCGACCAAACCAAGCCAGUCAGCCCCCUCAGCAUUUUGUGUACCCCUACAAGGGUGAAGCCUCCAGGACAGAUCAGCUCAGCCAUCUUCAGGAGGGCAAGCCAAGCCCAGCGCUCCUCCCGUCCCUCCACAAUAAGAAUCUGCAGCCAACACAGAAAAUCCUAGCUGGCCUGGAACACAAAAAUGGUGAAAUCAAGCCAAAGAGCCGGAGAAGAUGGGGUCUUAUCUCCAGGUCAACAAAGGGCUCCGACGAUUGGGCCGACUUGGAUGACUUAGAUUUCAGUUCCUCCCUCCCCAGGAUCGAUGUGAAAAACAAGAAGAGGCAGAGUGACGACCCCCUCUGCAGGUUCGAAAGUGUUUUGGACCUGAAGCCAUCCGAGCCAGUGGGUACAGGAACUAGCAUCUCGACCCAGGCUUCCUCCCAGAGGAGAGACACACCAACCCAGCGGUCUGCAGCCAAGCAGCUCUACUUGAAGCACUCUCGCUACCUGCCUGGAAUAAAUAUAAGAAAUGGCGUGCUCCCAAAUCCAGGCAAGGACUUUCCUCCAUCAAAUCCAUGGUCCAGUUCUGGUUUGUCUGGAAAAUCUUCAGGAACAGUAUCAGUAGUGAGCAAAAUAACUUCAGUUGGCUCAGGCUCUACGAGUUCCAGCGGACUGACUGGAGGUUACAUCCCUUCCUUCCUGAAGAAAGAAAUCGGUUCUGUUAUGCAGAGGGUACACCUGGCACCUCUCACCGACCCCUCCCCUGGCUAUUCUUCCCUGAAGGCCCUGAGACCUCACCCGGGGAGGCCUUUUUUUCACACCCAGCCUAGGAGCACUCCUGGCUUGAUUCCACGACCUCCAGCCGCCCAGCCUGUGCACGGCAGGAUAGACUGGUCUUCCAAGUACCCAUCCCGUCGGUGACGGUCUCAGCCAUGAGGCCAUCCUCCCUCACCUGACUCCGUUGCACCUGCAGAACCACAUGAUGGUGUAAAAGCACCCAAGCUUACAGCUGUUCUGAACUAACACAUUUCAAUAUUUCUUUUAAAAGCUUUUUUUUAAUAUUGAUUUGAAUGCAAUA